UGAGCCUGAAUGGUUGGAUGGUGUGCAGAAAAAUGGGGAAUUAUUUUAUUUAGAAUUGAGUGAAAGUGAAGAAGAAACUCUGCUUCAGAACAACUAUCCAGAAAUGCCAGCAGUGAAUCAUGUCAGGUUUCGUGAAAAGGAAGCUGAAGUUAUUCAAGAGGGAUCACAAAAAGAAAGAAAGUAUGAACUGAAGAAAUUGACCAAAAUAUUAAAAAAGAAGAAUCUUUUACCAAAGCAUUCUGGUAAAAAAGGCAGUGGAAGCCGCACUGCGCACUCCACUGGUCCUACUUCCAUAUUGAAACACCAAUCCGCUCAGAAAAUGGGGGUCACUGUUCAGCAAAAAUACAAAGAUAUAUAUGUUUAUGUAAAUCCCAGAAGACUGUACAGUGCUGGAGAAGAUGAGCCGCAGAAGCUGCUGGAGACCUUAGUAGGGGUUGUCCAUCAGUCUUCAUGGAGCAGCAGAAGAGCAGAGAAACAAGGGAGGAAGGAUAAAGUCAUCAGCGGAAAUGGUGAAGAGAAGCUUGUAGUACAUGGCUUGGUGCCAGGUAGUUCAGCAAUGAAAACUGGUCAAAUCUUGAUUGGAGAUGCUCUGGUUGCUGUAAAUGAUGUUGAUGUGAAUUCUGAAAACAUAGAAAGGGUUUUGUCUUGCAUUCCAGGUCCUAUGCAGGUUAAACUUACAUUUGAAACAUCAAUAUUUGAGCCUGAAGGAACUUCUCAGCAAAGGUACAAACGGGCACAGUCAAGUAUGAACAAUCUGGUUCGGCUCUUGUGGGGAGAAGAUGGUACGGACCUUCAACAGGCUAUACAAGACCUGCCUCAUAUUAUUAUGUUCCUCACAAUGAAACUGGACUCUGAAACAUCUAAGGAUGAGCAAGAAAUUCUUUAUCAGUACCCCAAAUCAGAAGCAUCCCAAAAACUGAAAAGUGUGAGAGGAAUAUUUCUCACACUAUCUGACAUACUGGAAAGUGUUACUGGUACCCAGAUUAUCAGUUCCUCCCUUUUCUUAUGUGAAAAACUGGUUCAAGUUGUUUACUGGAAAGAAUCUGACAAGUUACUUGUAAUCGGCCUUCCUGAAGAAAAUGUGCCACUUACUCAGCUGAGGAACAUGAUUGAAGAUGUGGUCAGGACCUUGAAAUUUAUGUACAGUUCUUUAGACAGUGCUUUUUGCCAGGUGGAAAAUGUUUCUCGCCUGGAUCAUUUUUUCAACCUGUUCUUCCAGCGUGCGCUUCAGCCUGCAAGACUCAAGUCAAAUGCCAGCCUCAGUGCUCAACACUAUGAUACCUGCAGUGCGUUAUUCUUAGACAAUCUCCCAGGCUUGCGCUGGCUGACGUUGCCUCAGGAAAUCAAGAUGGAAAUUGACACAGCACUGAGUGAUCUGGAAGCAGCUGACUUUGCAGAGCUGUCUGAAGAUUAUUACGACAUGAGAAGAUUAUAUACAAUUAUGGGCUCUUGUCUCUUCUACAAGGGUUACUUGAUUGGUAAUCACUUGCCAAAGGAAGAUCUUAUUGAUAUAGGUUUAUAUUGUCGGCACUAUUGUCUGUUACCCUUGGCAGCAGAACAGAAGAUUGGUCAGUUAGUGAUAUGGCGGGAAGUAUUUCCACAUCAUCAUAUCCAGCCAUGUGAAGUUUCAAGUUUUACAGGAUACAGGGAGCCUGAAGCAAGAUACUUUUUACUGAUAGUUGGCUUGAGACACUUUAUGUUGUGUGUCCUGCUAGAGGCAGGAGGCUGUGCAUCAAAAGCUAUUGGGAAUCCAGGACCAGACUGUAUAUACGUCGAUCAGGUCAAAGCCACUAUACUUCAGCUGGAAGGAAUAGAUGCCAGCAUAGAGGAAAGGCUAGAUUCUCCUUCCAUUCCACCUUUAUCAUGUGCUGACUGGUUCCUUCCUGCAACACGUGACAAACUGGAGAGCUCGACCACCUCACCCAUCCUAAGCAAGCUACAGAAUACUUCCAAAUCAGUAACCACUCCAGCAAGCAAAAGGACCCUGUUUGGUGACUCUUCCUUAAUGACACGUAAGCUGAGCCCUACGAGACACAGUGGAGGACCUGACCACGGUAACGAAGGUCCUGCGGAAGAUGAAAGCAGUAAUCCACAGUCUGUAGCGGAUCAGGCCACUAGAAAAAAGCAUUCCCUACCAAAUCCAUUUCAUUUAGGAAACCUCAAAAAGAACGUUUCAGAGAAAGAUACAGAACUUGUUAAUGCUAUCAAGUUGACAUCUGGUCCUGAGAAUACCCUCUUCCACUAUCUAUCUUUGGAAACAAUGCAAGGAAUCUUUAUUACUCCAACUCACAAAGAAGUAGCACGGCUUGGUGGCACCAUCCACCCUCAGUUAAUUGAGAAUUUCUAUCGUUGCUGUCUUUCAAUUCGUUCCGUUUUUCAGCAGUCCAUGAGGAAAGAAAAAAAGAAAAAAGCAGGCGGUGGGAUUCCAGAAUUUAGUAAGGCAGCUGAGGACCUAGAUCUGGUAACAGAACAUGGAGUUUUGUUUGAGUGCUCUCCUGACAACUGGACUGAUCAGAAGAAACCACCACCAACAAUGAGUUACUGGGUUGUGGGGAGACUUUUUCUACAUCCCAAGCCUCAGGAGUGUUAUGUCUGUUUUCAUGACUCAGUCACAGAGGCUGCUGUUGGAAUGGGCUUUUAA
Messenger RNA from Opisthocomus hoazin, 2641 nucleotides. The record is from RefSeq and is a predicted model, not a curated record. Lineage: Eukaryota; Metazoa; Chordata; Aves; Opisthocomiformes; Opisthocomidae.